UUUAUUAAAUCGAUUGUCCAGAAAAUUCUGCAGUUAAUUAAAGAUGGGAUCGAAUGCGGCGCUGCAAUCAGUGCUCGCUUAGAUCCAUUUUGUUUUCAGUGAUCGAGCUUCAUUGGCGGUCAGUAGCGUCACAAAUUGCAACGGAGGUAGUGGUGAAUGUUUUGUUUGGCUGUAACACACGUCAGACAGCAUGAAUAAUGUUCUCGUAUUACUGAUUUUGUUUAUUGCACUAUUAAAUGUUGGAUACUGUACGCAGAGAACCUUACGAUCAUGGGUGAAUCCUGACUGUGGCUCAAUAUGUAAAGCCGUAAACGUAACAACAGUUUAUCUAAGAGCUGAUGGUCCCAAUGACACUUUACAUUAUCUGUGGGACUUUGAUGGAAAUCCGUCCGUGUUAUUAGCACUUACUUCGUCCACAGCUUACCUAAACAUAAGCUGGGAAGAUUUCCUUCUGAACAAAAAAAAUUCUGUAACAUUCACAGAGGAACCUAUGUAUAGUUUUGGAGUAGUUAUAAAUAAGAUUAUAGAGUUCAAUGACAUAAAUGAUACAGCAUUGAUAAACAUUGCUAAUGUUGUAAAUACAAAUGUUUUAAAUCCAAAGUUUUUCCAAUGGGAGCGUAAGACUUUAAUACAAAACACUGACUUUGUUACCUUAGACAUGGAAGGUAACUAUUACAGUGAUACUGCUAUGAAUAUUAGUAGAAGUGGAAGCGUAAAGCUUUCGUUAAGAGGUUUCUGUUCGCUCGAUCAUUCAGAAAUUAUGCCUCACAUGUUGCACACGGAGAACUCCACUCAGAUUGAUAUUAUUCUUGAUAAUAUGCAAACAAAUGAAUCUUUCUCAAAUAGUAGAUUUGCUAUAGAGUUGUUAGUAGUUGGCGAAGGGAAUCCUGAUAUACCCAUGUUCGUGAAUCCUAAAAAAAGUUUGGACGAUGAACAUACUCCAGGUAUAUUCGAGGUGGUUGAAGUUAGGACACCACCAAACAAAAAUAUGGAUAAUUUCCGAACUGAGGGUGCUUAUUUACAAUGGAGACCAGUCUCGUACACAACUGUAGCCCGAGAGGUGACAAGCUCAACAGAAACAGUACAAUAUCCACCAGUGAAAGUAACUAAUCACACCGAUGCUGUCGUGAAAUCUAUGUUGUAUUGUUACUAUGGAGACAAAGUUGACAAAAUGCUCACACAGAGAAUUAUUAUAUCGCUAGGAGCGAAAGGAGAUGGAUUUUAUAAAAAAACUUAUUAUUCCACAUGGACAUUCUUAGUUGGCUACGGUACACCGCCAAGCGAACGAUUUUCUUAUUUGGUAAUUAUGAUCAUUUCAAUCGGUAUAGGUGUUCCGCUAGUUAUUCUCAUAGUAACUGGAUUAUACCUCUGCAUUCGCAAGCUGCCUAAACGAAACAGUGAAAGUUAUUUAAGUCAAUGAAAAAGAAACAUAGUUAAUUAGGCGAAGUUUAAUAGCAAUUUGUGCACGUUUAGCUGCAUUAUCAAUAUUCCACUAUUAAAUUUUACAAGAGAUUUCCUAUAUUUAUAUAUUGAAUAAGGAUUAUUAUGUACAAAUUUAUACACCAUUA
Molecule: messenger RNA, 1568 nt
Organism: Megachile rotundata (alfalfa leafcutting bee)
Lineage: Eukaryota; Metazoa; Arthropoda; Insecta; Hymenoptera; Megachilidae
Product: glycosylated lysosomal membrane protein
Cellular component (GO): lysosome
Source: RefSeq, a predicted model, not a curated record